AUGAAUGAUGUCCAGCAGCUGAUAGAUCAUGAGAAAGAGCUGGAAGGGGUGAGCUCCAGUUUGGAGCAAGAGCAGCCACAGCCCCUCCAAAUCAAAGAGGAAGAGAAAGAUCCACAUCCCCUCCAGUUGAAGGAGGAAGAGGAGGAUCUACAACCCCCACACAUUAAAGAUGAAGAGGAUCCACAGUCCCUCUACGUAAAGGGGGAAGAGGAGGAGCCUGACAUCAGCAUGUUGCCACUGACUGUUGUUUUAGUGAAGAGUGAAGACGACGAAGACAAACCACCCAAGUGGACACAGCUUCAUUCUCACAGUCCAAGUGGAGACCAUCGUGGAGGAGCACCACCACACAAGCUCUUAGCUCCACUGUCAGACAGUGACGACAUGGAAGAACCUUUGAACAACGAAGCAGACUGUGAAGAUUGGACACACAAGACACGCUCAACUGAAAACUCCUUUAGUUGCUCAGUUUGCAGUGCAACAUUGUCUAAAAAAAAUUUGGGGGAAAAAAACACGAGAAAACACACUGGAGAAAAACCCUUUAGUUGCUCAACUUGUGGUAAAGCAUUCUCUCAUAAGGAGACCAUGAUAACACACAUGAGAUCACACAGUGGAGAAAACCCCUUUCCUUGUGCAGUUUGUGGUAAAACAUUCUCUCGAAAGGAACAUGUGGCAUCACACAUGAGAACACACACUGGAGAAAAACCUUUUUGUUGUUCCAUUUGUAGUAAAAGAUUCACUCUCAAGCCAAACGUGGAAAAGCACAUGAGAAUACACACAGGAGAAAAACCUUUCAGUUGCUCAUUGUGUGGUAAAACAUUCUCUCAUAAGGCACAUGUGGCAUCGCACAUGAGAAUACACACAGGAGAAAAACCUUUCAGUUGCUCAUUGUGUGGUAAAACAUUCUCUCAUAAUUCGCACAUGAUAUUACACAUGAGAAUACACACGGGUGAAAAACCCUUUCGUUGCUCAGCUUGUGGUCAAACAUUCUCUCGGAAGCAAAACAUGGUAACACACAUGAGAAUACACACUGGAGAAAAACCUUUUUGUUGCUCAACUUGUGGUAAAACAUUCUCCCGAAAACUAAACAUGGUUUCACACAACAUACGAGAAGCCCACUUUAGUUCAGUUUGUGGUGGAAAUUACGCUCAAAUGACUACUUGAGGCGGCACGGUGACCGACUGGUUAGAGCGUCUGCCUCACAGUUCUGAGGACCGGGGUUCAAUCCCCGGACCCACCUGUGUGGAGUUUGCAUGUUCUCCCCGUGCCUGCGUGGGUUUUCUCCGGGCACUCCGGUUUCCUCCCACAUCCCAAAAACACGCAUGGUAGGUUGAUUGAAGACUAAAUUGCCCGUAGGUGUCAGUGUGAGUGCGAAUGGUUGUUUGUUUGUAUGUGCCCUGCGAUUGGCUGGCAACCAGUUCAGGGUGUACCCCGCCUCCUGCCCGAUGAUAGCUGGGAUAGGCUUGAGCACUCCCACGACCCUUUAGCAAGCAAUUUAAGCAAAUGUAUUAUAUCAGAAGUGUUAUCGCAAUAUAAAACGACCUGUAUAGGCUGUAAAAUCUUCUCCAUAUUGUACAGCUCUUUGCAUAAACAUUAUCAUAUCAUGAUGUAUAUAAUAACGUCAAAUGAUUUCAUUCCCUCACCCAAUGAGUUUCAUAAGAGAAUCAAUAAAGGAGUCGGAUCAAUAAGUUUGUCUAUGUUUGUCUGCGUGUGUGCCCCGAGCUUGGCUGGCGACCAGUCAAGGGCGCAUGUACCCCAUCUCUCGCCCGAAGUCAGCAGUGGAAGGCGCCAGCACACUUGUGACCCUGGUGAGGAUGAGCGGUGUAAAAAAUGAAUGGAUGGAUGAAGUGAUGAUUCAACUAUUUCAAUUUGUGUCAAAAUGCUAACAUUUAUUUUUGUUUGUACUUUUAUUGUUGUUUUGAAUAUUACAGUAUUGUCAUAUGUGGCCUAACUGACCUCAAUAAGUGGACCUUUGCCUCAUUGAAAAUUUUCUGUGUGGCCCUUUAAGAUUUUAUAUUUGAGUUUCCCAGUUGCAGAAUAUGUUCCGAUAUGUUAAGUUUUACUGCACGUCUUUUGGUUUUGUUGAGUGUUUUGAAACAAAUAUUUAUUACAAAUCAUAGACUGAUCAACUUGUCAAAUGUAUCUUGAAUGCAGAAUAAAAACUAUUUUCCAUACAUAAUUAUUUCUAUUUUAAAUAAUAUGGUAUGUCAGUUGUUGGGUAACAUGAUGAAUUGACAAAGAUCAUAAUGUCAGCACUCUACUUUUGGUCUAAUAAACAAAAGCAUAACUUUCAACGAAACAAUUUAAACUUAACAAUAUUCCAGUUGAAGUUUACUUUGGAGAACCACCCAGUUUUAAUAAAAGCAGCGAAAAUGUGUUCAGUCUCAUAUCUUA
Molecule: messenger RNA, 2391 nt
Organism: Phyllopteryx taeniolatus (common seadragon)
Lineage: Eukaryota; Metazoa; Chordata; Actinopteri; Syngnathiformes; Syngnathidae
Product: gastrula zinc finger protein XlCGF8.2DB-like
Exons: 3
Coding region: 1-1161 (386 amino acids)
Source: RefSeq, a predicted model, not a curated record